AUAGCUUGAUCAUUUACGAGUGUCAGAUGUAGCUCGUCCGCAUUCAGGAAACGGCGCAGAUAAAGGCAGUUGAACGAACAACUAAGAUCGAUUCACCCGGCGGUUAAACUGUGGGGUAACCGCGGUCAAUACUGGCACUUUUAUCUAGUUUUAAAGUGAUAUACUUUCAGUGUUUUGUAUAUUUUGUAUUCGAGUUGAUAAUGCUGGAUGGUCGAACUGAUGAAGUUCACAAGAGACAUUUGCCGACUGCUGGGUAUUGGAGGCGAUGGGCCAGGUGAGCAGGAGGAGAUGGAGCGGGGAGGAGGAAGAGGAGGAAGAGGGGGUCCAGGUCCAGCCGCGGGUGGAGAGGUCCUGAGUGGGGAGGAGGAGAUGGAGCGGGGAGGAGGAAGAGGAGGAAGAGGGGGUCCAGGUCCAGCCGCGGGUGGAGAGGUCCUGAGUGGGGAGGAGGAGUUCAGUGAGGAGGAGAAGACCAGAAGGAGAGCAGAGAGACGCAGGGCUAAGAGAAAGAGACAGAAAGAACGAAAGAAACUGGAGAAGGAGAAGAGCGCGGAUGCUGAGCAGGAGGGAGAAGCGUCAGAGUCUGAGAGUGAAAGUGAGGAGGAGGAGGAGGUAGAGAGGGUAGUACCUCCUGCCAAGAACAAGCCCACGCCUCCUCUCACUGUGUCUGGGAACAAGAGCAACCGCCAGCCCCCUGUCAGGACCCCAGAGGAGGAGCCAGAGUGGGACGUCCGCAGUGCGUUUGUGGCCAACGCUGCCAGUCACAUCAGACCCAAAGCCAGGACCAGUGCAGGCCACGCCUCUAGAGAGAACAAGGAGAACGAGUCUAGGACCAGCGAGGUGGAGAGUUCAGACCCUGUGAAGAAGGGAGCUUCACUAACAGAGAAGGGUAUUCAGUUGUUUAAGCAGGGCCAGUACUCUCAGGCUGUGGACAUGUUCUCUGAGGCUAUCCACUGUGACCCCAAAGACCACAGGUUCUUUGGGAAUCGUUCAUACUGCUACUGGUGUCUGGAGCUCUACCCCUCUGCCCUAUCAGACGCUCAGAGGUCCAUCCAGCUCGCCCCUGAUUGGCCAAAGGGAUACUUCCGCAAGGGGAGUGCACUGAUGGGGUUGAAGCGGUAUGGUGAGGCAGAGGGGGCCAUGCAGCAGGUGUUGAAGCUGGAUCAGGACUGUGAGGAGGCCUCCAUUGAGCUCUUCAACUGCAAGGUCCUGCAGCUCAUGGAUCUGGGUUUUGAAGAGGGGCAGAGUGUGUUGCUGUUGGAGAAGUUUACCACGGUUCAGGCUGCUCUCGGCUCCCCUGAGGCUGAUAGAGUGGUGGACCUCUCCUCCCCUGAGGACUCUACUGGGUGAGUAUGUUGAACUGGGUAUCAUACCUGGGUUGUUAGUGUGGCUCUCUACCAUGUUAUCCCACUGAGCUAAAGUCUAGGCAUUAGCUUCGGGAGCUAACAUGUAUCUUCAUGUCUCAGACAAGGUUAUCUCGUCAUUUGAGACCAGCUUUGUUGAGGCCACCGCCACUCUGUUUGUUAUUCGUCAUCUAAAUGGUCCUAUAAUACAUCAUUUCAUUUACAUCCCUACAGUUCUAGAAGCUAUAGACGGUCCCAAAUGGCCCCCUAUUCCAGGGUUUCCGUUAGGAAAAUGUUGCGCUGGACAUUUGUCAAGAAGCAUUUGAAUUUACCGGACAUUUGAGAAAUUUAACGGACCUCAUAUGCAUUGGGUGCUUAAGCUGAUUAGGGCGUCCACCAUCUGUCAGAAUGACAGAAAUCACAUUUAAAUUAUGGUAAUUCAUAUUAACAGAACAUGCAAGUCGAAGAUGCAACAAUGUGUGGUACUUAUUACCAAAUUCUGAUGAGCACUUUGAAGAUGUUAGAAUAACUGUCCAAAUGUAUUUUUCCUCAACCAACAAGAUGAGUAACAAACGGCAAAAUAACUAGUAGUAGAAACGUUCACCUAUUCUAUUGGUCAACUUGUGGAGAAAGAAAUAGCCUAUACCAAACACUCUGGGACAGUUGUGGGAAGAUAGAUUCCAAAUUCAUAGUCGAUCACCAAGCAUUUCUGUGAAAAACCCAACGAUAAAGCCUUGUGUUCCUAUAAAAAUUUUUGGGUUUCGCGCUGUUGAUGGUAGGUGCACUUGAUUCAGCAGCCCUAGUGCCGGGAAGGCAAAGUGUUUCCAUUUUAAACCAUUUCAUGUGUCUAAAGGUAGAACUCCGCCUACUCGGCAGGCCCAGAGAGCAAAUCAAGUGCACCUAUAGGCCUACCGCUGCCCAAUCAGAUAGCUCAGAUCACAGAGUCUGCACAGUUUCCUCGCUCCAUAGACUGUAAAAAGAAGCCUUGAACUCACAGCAAAGUUGAUCCUGUGAGAUUUCAAAACGUUUAAAACCACGAGUAGAGAGACAACGAAUACAGCAGAGAGCUGCUUUUUUCUUGACUGAGUUCAUGUUUAAGUUGUUAUUCAGCACUGUCAACACUUAGUUCAUCCGUUUUAUAAGCCAUAAAAUGUGAGUGUUUCAAUAAGCUUGCGUCGUUGUUAUUUCUCUGGUCAUAGGAGUAACAACAUAGGAGUAACAACAUAGGAGUAACAACAUUUAAUUGGUUCAUGAGGCAGAAGUAAUGCAGUGCGACUUAAGCCUCACCAUCAGCUGGAAGACUGUGUCCCCUUUUCUCAGCUGAAGGAGGGACAGAGGAGAGAUGGUGAGGAGGGAGAGAGGAGGGACGGUGACGAGGGAGAGAGGCAGCCUCCGCUGCUCCUUCCCUUCCCUCAGAUUGACCAUCAGAUGCUCCCUCCCCUCAGACUGACCAUCAG
Oncorhynchus kisutch (coho salmon) is the source of this 2797-nucleotide messenger RNA. RefSeq names its product hsp70-Hsp90 organizing protein 1. The transcript has 10 exons. Lineage: Eukaryota; Metazoa; Chordata; Actinopteri; Salmoniformes; Salmonidae. The record is from RefSeq and is a predicted model, not a curated record. Gene Ontology annotation, molecular function: protein binding. The coding region runs from base 208 to 1347 and encodes 379 amino acids.